GCAAAGUGUUAGUUUCUGCUAUAGGCAAGAACCAUGUAUUGAAUUGAGCCUCUGUAUGAUCGAUGGAUGAGGUGAAGAAGGACCUGCACGAUGCUCAGGAAGAUUCACGCAAUAUUUCACCCCAACUCCCGCAGGAGAAGCCUGUCCGAUGGAAUCCCUACUUUUGAUGGCUCUGCAGUCCGGUUGAUCCGUAGCACCUCUAUGUAUGUGCUUGGAGAUGAGGAUAACAAAUUCAGUGAGCCUUUGAAAAAAAGCAAAAGUACCACCAGCCUGGAUUCAGUUGCCUGCCUCCAUCUGAAGGAAGAAGAACGGGCAUGGAUGUACUCAAAGACUCAAGACUGUUUGCAGUACUUGCAAGAUUUGCUAGCUUUGAGGAAAAAAUACAUUGAGAGCAUCAAAGAUCUGAAGUCCAGUGACAGGGCAUCUGAUAUUUCCUCAGUGUCUACAAAAUCUUCCAAAACAAGGCAAAAGUCACCAGCCACGCCUCCACCAAUACAGUCUUCCAAGAUCUCAGCAGAGAGAAAAGCCUCCCAGCUCAAUUCAGACGUAACCGAGGCAAUAGCUUAUUUUGACUCAAUUAUUGCCGAGCUAGAUGCAGAAAGGCAUCGGAAAAUUGUGGUGAGGGAUCAUCCGCCACACGCAGAUGUUGAUUUUGAUGUCAUUGCGAGCUCACGGGAGCACAGCUUGCAUUCCAACUGGAUUCUACGUGCCCCUCGGAGAUGUUCCCAAGACACUGUCCAAGGAGGAAAGACGACAAGCCAAUCGGAGAGAAACAGCCAUGGAAGAACAAUUUGCUCCAGAAAGAAACUAGAAAGAUACCCAAUAUAUUUACCUAAGGCUGUGGAGGGAGCAUUCAAUACUUUGAAGUUUAAACCCAAAGUGUGCCCGAAAGUACUGCUCUGAUCUGGAAGUAAAAUGAAAUGCCCAGUGUGGAGUUCCUUACAUAUGAGGGCAGACUAAACAAUCAAGGGCCUUUAUGCUUAAUUAGGGUUUAUUUUUGCAUGAAACACUUGACGUAGUAGCUAUCUUUUUGAUACAUAUGGCUCACAGUUCUUCCCUUAAGAUUGCACUUCAACAGAAGGGGCCCUGAACUUCCUAAAUGCAGUAUUUUAUAGGCUGGAAACUGUGACAUUCCCUGCUCCCACCCCGCAAAUCACACAUCUGUUUCUAACUGUCCUUACCAUGUAGAAUUUAAUAGUACAGGUGUCACGAUGACCUCUUGGACCUUUCCGGUUAUGUUGUGAGAUAUGGGCAAGACAACACCUCCUUCCUCGUGGUCAUACAAUUUUGUCAACUUUGUUUAUAUUGUGGUGUGUGUGUGUGUUUUAAAAAAAGUAUUUGAUGGCCAACCAUGCAAUACCCAGCUAAACAACCCUAAAACUGGAACACCCAUCUAGGAUUUGUUUUUUAAGUGGCAAAGAGCAGCCG
Molecule: messenger RNA, 1428 nt
Organism: Podarcis muralis (Common wall lizard)
Lineage: Eukaryota; Metazoa; Chordata; Lepidosauria; Squamata; Lacertidae
Gene: C3H13orf42
Product: chromosome 3 C13orf42 homolog
Source: RefSeq, a predicted model, not a curated record